AUGGCGAGCAUGCAGGGCCUGGCAGCGUCAGCUUCAUCGCCGGUCCUCGGAGCUCAGCCCGGUGGUCCUUGGGUCAAUCGCAAGUUUGAUCCGCUUCACACCGUGGGGAAGCAUGUGGUCAUGCCGCCAAUGAACGAAGCCGCUGCUGUCGCAUGGAAGGCACGCAGAAAGGCCACGCUGCAAGGCCAGCUGGGCACGGGCAACAGCAUCAGCUCGGUAGUCCAGUAUCCUGUCUCUACACGCGACCCGGACAACAUGUGUUCCAAUUACAAAAGGCACUUGAGUGCAGAGGAUCGACGAAUUCUUCGGGUCCGAGUGAAGCAUCACAUGCGAGGACGGCCGUCCUGGCCAAGCAGUGUCUACGAAGCAGAGAAAGUGUUGCUUCAGACGUUUGCCAAGUCUCCCGAGCUCUGCACGGCCUUCUACCUGAACAAUGACUUCUGCGAGAAGCUCUUAAGCGAGGCAGCAACUGCCUUCGAGCAUGGAGUGUACCAGGAAGCACCUGCUCACACACAGCUGAGGAUGAACAAUCCGAACUGGGAGGAGUCCGUCCAGAAUCGCGUGGCAACUGCUGCAGCAGAGGUUGUGAGAAGACUCGCCGAAAAGAGCUAG
This is a messenger RNA of Symbiodinium necroappetens, 612 nucleotides long. Lineage: Eukaryota; Dinophyceae; Suessiales; Symbiodiniaceae. The record is from the annotation of a GenBank genome assembly.